UGAGCUUUCUAACUGAGCUCAAUUUGAGAAAAUGGAAGUCAUUUCAACCCAGAAGUUUAUUCUACUUACUUUAGCUAUGGUGGUCUUUCUAACAUCGAAUAGUAUGUGCCUAGAUGAACUGAUGAAGUCCAGUCUGCAGAGCAGAGAAGAUGAUGAUGAUAAAUAUUACAAGAUUAAAGACAGUAUCUUGGAAGAAAAACAGAGGAGUCUGAAUUUUGAAGAAAUGAAAGACUGGGGAUCAAAAAAUAUCAUUAAAAUGAACACUCCUACAGUAAAUAAAGUGCCAAAUUCAGUUGCUAAUUUACCUCUUAGGUUUGGAAGAAACUACCCAGAAGAAAGAAGCAUUAAACCAAUUGCUAAUUUGCCUCUGAGAUUUGGAAGAGCUUUUGGAGAGAAUCUACCUAGGCAUGCUCCAAAUUUAUCACAGAGGCUUGGGAGAUCUCCACUUGUUAGAAGUUCCAUUCAAUCACUUCUAAAUUUGCCACAGAGAUUUGGGAAGUCACUGCCUGUCAGUCUGUCUCAAGGUGUCCAGGAAUCUGAACGAGGGAUAUGAAUUUAAACAACUACGUUAAUAUUGGAAUCAGAAGACUGAAAGUGAAAGACUUGGAGAAGAUGCAAUGUGUAUUCAAAACUAAAAGUCAUGCGAAGAAAACAUAUGAGAACUGAAAUGCAAACCUGUCUUCAUGUUUUAAUGUAUUCUGUACAAAUGAUUGAUGUAUAAGGCAACGAUUGUAGUGAGUGUUGUACUAGUUUACUUCAGUGGCAGUACAGUAUAAAUUCUAUUUACUUCUGUGCAACUGAUAUCUUGUUGGUUGUAAAAACUAAUUUCAAAACAAUAGCUGUAUAAUUGAAAGCAUUUUAAACAAAAUUAAAAGAAACAGUAAAAAUAAAGAAGCA
Messenger RNA from Cygnus olor (mute swan), 897 nucleotides. It is a transcript of the gene NPVF, whose product is annotated as neuropeptide VF precursor. The record is from RefSeq and is a predicted model, not a curated record. Bases 32 to 553 code for a protein of 173 amino acids. Lineage: Eukaryota; Metazoa; Chordata; Aves; Anseriformes; Anatidae. Gene Ontology annotation, biological process: neuropeptide signaling pathway; negative regulation of gonadotropin secretion. Gene Ontology annotation, molecular function: signaling receptor binding. The transcript is spliced from 3 exons.